AGCAAUGUUUUCCCUGUCAGACAAUUUUAACCUCUUCUCUACUCCCCCAGAUCUUCUUCAAGAUCCCCUCUUCACCUUUCACAGGCUCAUAAUCAUCAGCAUCAUAUUUACCCUUCUACCUUUUUCAGCUCAGUUUUUCUCUUUCCUCUCCACAGGUGGUGAGAAAAUGAGUGUGUGAUGGCCUUUGUGAAGUCUUGAAGUCUGAACUACCAUUCUCUAUGCUCCUACUGUUCCCUUUCUCCCUCACUAAACUUCACUUCACACCCACCACCAUGUAGAUUGUAGACCCUCUCCAUCUCCAUCUCUCCAGAUAGAGAAACCCAGAACAUUCUUUCCUCAGCCUCGCACUUAUUGAGCUGCUCUGCAAUCUCUUCCACCAUCCAUCGCUAACUGCAUUUUCAGCUCCAAGAACCAAUCACCAGCAAUAAUGAACAUCAUAUUCUCUCUCUAACCAUAUCACUAGUCUCCAAAGUUUCAAACUUUUACUUCUUUUCAGAGAGAGAAACAGAGUUAAAACUAAAAAGACACUUCCUUUUCCAGCUCCAAUGGCAGCUCUCAGUACUCUCACUCUGAUCAUCUUCCUCCUCCGCUUCACCACCGCCACUUGUCACCGCCACCUCCUCCACCAGCCCUUCUUCCCAGUUGAAUCAAACCCUCCAACCCAACCACCAUCUCCCUCUCCUCACUCCUCUCAAAUUCCCAAAAUGCCCUUCUCCUCCGGCUCAUCCUCCUCCUCGACGCCACCUGAUAAUAACAAACCCUUCUUUCCCUCCAUCAAACCCACACCGCCUCCUCCCUCCCCAACAGCCCUCACCUCCUUCCCCGCCAACAUUUCCUCCAUCCUUUUCCCCCAACCCUCUUCCUCCUCCCCCCACCGCCACGUCAUCGCCAUCGCCGUCUCGGUCUCCGUCACCGCUGCACUCAUCAUCGCCUUCGCCGCUGCUUUUUUACUCCACCGCCGGCGCCGGAAGCUCGACCCGACCUCGGCCGACGACAAGGCCUCCAGAACCGACAGCCUCCGCCUGUUCCCGCCCAACACCGUCACCUCCGACGGAGUGCACAAGCAGCGUACCACGCCCAACAGAACCACCGAGAACUUCCUCUACCUCGGCACAUUAUCCAACGCUCAGGGAAACGACGAACAAAGCGUCGCCACCACGAGCAAUGCCAGCUCCAAGUUCGGGGUUUCAAGCCGAUCUGGCUCGCCGUAUCAGAAGCUAGGCUCGCCGGAGCUGACGCCGCUUCCUCCACUUCCCAAGGACAAUUUCAUACGACGGAGCUACAAGCACGAACUGGGUUCCGACGAUGAUGAAGGGGAAGACGAGUUCUUUUCUCCGAGAGGGUCUUCUGCGAGUCCGAAAAACGUCGCCGGAGCAAGCUCAGAUAGAGUGCUCAAGGCUGUAGAAGGCGACAACUUUGGAAGCAGGAGCUUCAAUUCAAGAACUGCAUCAUACCCAUGUUCAAAAUCUGCUUCUCCGGUAAGUUCUGUGUCCAACACUGUCUCACCACAGUUGAACUUUAGUCCCACAAGCUUGAAAUCGAACUCGCCGGACUCUGUGAUCAAUUUCAUGGCACCGUCUCGGCCUGCUCCGAUUCCGGUGGCAGUGUCCCGGUCAUUGUCUUCGUCGUCUACUUUAUCAGAGAGAGUUUCAGGGAAUGUGCAGAGUUCCCCUGACUUUUUGACGCAGAUGAAGCAGUCUCUAGUGAGAAACAAUAGUGCUCCUAAGCGGUUUGUUCCAAUAAGACUGCCUCCGCCGCCUCCUCCACCGCCACCACCCAGGUAUUGGGAAGCUUCAGCGACUCCGGUGGCGAAUGCAGGUCCACCUGUUCUUGUCACGCCUUCCGGGGCUCGUGUGGUUGAGAAUACGGGACCAGUUUUGGCUGGUGAACCAUCACAGAAGAAUGACAUUGAGGAAAAAAGUGAGGAAACUCCUAGGCCAAAGUUGAAGCCUUUACAUUGGGACAAAGUUAGGGCCAGCUCAGACCGCGCUAUGGUGUGGGAUCAGUUAAAAUCGAGCUCCUUUCAGCUGAAUGAGGAAAUGAUCGAGACACUUUUUGUGGUAAACAAUUCAAAUUUGACACCAAAAGAAAAUGCUCGGCGACAGAUUCUGCCCUCUUUGAAUCAGGAGAACCGUGUGCUGGAUCCAAAGAAGUCUCAGAAUAUUGCAAUUUUGUUGAGGGCGCUCAAUGUUACCAUUGAUGAAGUCUGUGAGGCCCUCUUGGAAGGUAAUUCAGAUUCUCUCGGAACGGAACUUCUUGAAAGUUUAUUAAAGAUGGCUCCAACCAAAGAGGAAGAAUGGAAGCUAAAAGAGUUCAAAGAUGAAUCACCAUUUAAGCUUGGCCCAGCUGAGAAAUUUCUGAAGGCAGUGCUUGAUGUACCUUAUGCAUUUAAGAGGGUGGAUGCAAUGCUGUACAUUGCCAAUUUUGAUUCAGAAGUAGACUAUCUUAAAAGGUCUUUUGAGACAUUGGAGGCAGCUUGUGAAGAAUUGAAGAACAGCAGAAUGUUCUUUAAGCUUCUUGAAGCGGUGCUCAAAACUGGGAACCGCAUGAAUGUCGGCACCAACCGUGGCGAUGCUCAUGCCUUCAAGCUCGACACACUCCUGAAGCUGGUAGAUGUGAAGGGCACUGAUGGAAAAACUACUCUGUUGCAUUUUGUAGUACAGGAGAUCAUCAGAGCUGAAGGUUCUCGUCUUUCGGGCAUGAAUCAGGAUGAAAUGGCUGAGAGCAGUCAACAAUCUUCUUUCCGGGAUGAUGUGGAGUUUAGGAAGCGUGGCCUGCAAGUUGUUUCAGGAUUGAGUGGAGAGCUCAUCAAUGUAAAGAAAGCUGCUGGUAUGGAUUCGGAUGUACUGAGCAACGAAGUAGCAAAGAUUGCUGGGGGAAUUACAAAGAUUGAAGAAGUUGUAAAAUUAAUUGAAGGAAGUGCAUUGAAGGAGAGUAGCCAGAAGUUCUUCGACUCCAUGAAUGGGUUCUUGAAGAAGGCAAGUGAAGAGAUUGUGAUGAUUCAAGCUCGAGAGAAACUUGCAUUCUGUAUGGUGAAGGAAAUAACAGAAUAUUUCCAUGGGAACUCGGCUAAAGAAGAAGCUCAUCCUUUCCGGAUUUUCACGGUGGUGAGAGACUUCCUUUCAAUUCUAGAUCAGGCAUGCAAGGUAGUUGGCAAAGUUAAUGAAAGAACUAUAGUUGGGUCUGCCCGUCAAUUUCCAAUUGUCAUGAAUCCAACCGUUCCACCAGUUUUUCCUGGAGCAAGUACAAAGCAGCAUUAUGGUUCCUCGGAUGAUGAAACCUUGCCUUGAUCUUAGAUUUCAGUGCUUGGUUGCAUGGAUGUUCAUGGAUGUUAAUCUGCAUGGGGUUUGCUGAAAGCUGAUAAGGUGAUUAUCUUUUUUGGUUCGGCACCUUUCUUGUACUUAUAUAUACAAACACAAGAUUUUGGAACCGUUAGUCUUGUGUAAUAUAUAGAGAGGGGAUUAGAUCAGAAAAUAAAACUGUAGUGGUGGCACAGUUAAUUUGAUCUGGUGUACAUCUGGUAGUCUUAUGUAAGCUUGUUGUCAGUAACUGAAAUUUUCCCCCUUUCUUUCCCCGUUUACUAGUAUAGACAUGAUUGUUCAA
Messenger RNA from Rosa chinensis, 3603 nucleotides. Its product is annotated as formin-like protein 2. The transcript is spliced from 4 exons. NCBI's taxonomy places the organism in Eukaryota, Viridiplantae, Streptophyta, Magnoliopsida, Rosales, Rosaceae. Gene Ontology annotation, molecular function: actin filament binding. Gene Ontology annotation, biological process: actin cytoskeleton organization; actin nucleation. The record is from RefSeq and is a predicted model, not a curated record. Bases 546 to 3290 code for a protein of 914 amino acids.